Messenger RNA from Cebus imitator (Panamanian white-faced capuchin), 939 nucleotides. Its product is annotated as olfactory receptor 5W2. Gene Ontology annotation, cellular component: membrane. The transcript has a single exon. The coding region runs from base 1 to 939 and encodes 312 amino acids. The record is from RefSeq and is a predicted model, not a curated record. Gene Ontology annotation, molecular function: odorant binding; G protein-coupled receptor activity; olfactory receptor activity. Gene Ontology annotation, biological process: sensory perception of smell; G protein-coupled receptor signaling pathway. NCBI's taxonomy places the organism in Eukaryota, Metazoa, Chordata, Mammalia, Primates, Cebidae.
AUGAAUCAGGAAAAUUGCUCCUCAUUAACUGAAUUUUUUCUCUUGGGAAUUACCAAUAACCCAGAGAUGAAAGUGACCCUAUUUGCCAUAUUCUUGGCUGUUUAUAUCAUUAAUUUCUCAGCAAAUCUUGGAAUGAUAAUUUUAAUUAGAAUGGAUUACCAACUUCACACACCAAUGUACUUCUUCCUCAGUCAUCUGUCUUUCUGUGAUCUCUGCUAUUGCUAUUCCACUGCAAUUGGGCCCAAGAUGCUGGUAGAUCUACUUGCCAAGAACAAGUCAGUUUCCUUCUAUGGCUGUGCUCUGCAAUUCUUGGUCUUCUGUAUCUUUGCAGAUUCUGAGUGUCUACUGCUGGCAGUGAUGGCCUUUGAUCGGUACAAGGCCAUUAGCAACCCCCUGCUGUAUACAGUCAACAUGUCCAGCAGAGUGUGCUAUCUACUCUUGUCUGGGGUUUAUCUGGUGGGAAUCACAGAUGCUUUGAUACAUACUACAUUGGCAUUCCGCCUGUGCUUCUGUGGGUCUAAUGAGAUUAAUCAUUUCUUCUGUGAUAUUCCUCCUCUCCUGUCACUCUCUUGCUCAGAUACACAGGUCAAUGAGCUAGUGAUAUUCAUUGUCUUUGGUUUUAUUGAACUGAGUACCAUUUCAGGAGUUCUCAUUUCUUAUUUUUAUAUCAUCCUAUCGGUCUUGGAGAUGCACUCUGCUGAGGGGAGGUUCAAAGCUUUCUCUACAUGCAUUUCCCACUUAUCUGCAGUUGCAAUUUUCCAGGGAACUAUGCUCUUUAUGUAUUUCCGGCCAAGUUCUUGCUACUCUCCAGAACAAGACAAAAUGACCUCACUGUUUUACACCCUCGUGGUUCCCAUGUUGAACCCCCUGAUUUAUAGCCUGAGGAACAAGGAUGUGAAAGAGGCCCUGAAAAAACUGAAAAAUAAAAUUUUAUUUUAA